Messenger RNA from Aspergillus viridinutans, 672 nucleotides. Its product is annotated as glutathione S-transferase family protein. The transcript has 2 exons. The record is from RefSeq and is a predicted model, not a curated record. The coding region runs from base 1 to 672 and encodes 223 amino acids. Lineage: Eukaryota; Fungi; Ascomycota; Eurotiomycetes; Eurotiales; Aspergillaceae.
AUGCUUAUUGUACAUCACCUCCAACGAUCUCAGUCCGAGCGCAUUGUCUGGCUCUGCGAGGAACUGGGCAUUCCCUACGAGCUCAAAACCUACCAGCGAGAUGCAAAGACCCUAUUAUCCCCUCCAGAAUUGCAGCAGUUGUACGUGGUCACAAAAUACCAAAAAAUUCCCCUGUCAUCCAACACCACCCUCGCAGAAUCCGGCGCGAUCGCCGAAUACAUCCUGACCAAAUACGGGAAUGGGAAAUUGACCAUCCCUCCAACAGCCGACAACUACGCGGAUUACCUGUACUUCUUACACUUUGCAAACGGAUACUUCCAGCCCGCGCUGGUGGGCUACUCCACGGUCCUCCGAUCGGGGAUCUCCCGCGAUGAUCCCAGUGCGAGGUUCGCCCGGCGCAAUUUCGAGCAGGCGCUGAAGAUCCUGGAUGAUCGACUGAGCAAAAAUACCUGGCUGGCGGGCGAGGAGUUUACUGCCGCGGAUGUGAUGAAUGUGUUUACCUUGACCACGGCGCGGUUGUUCUUCCCGUAUAGUUUGGCGGGGUAUGAGGGCAUUCUGGGUUAUUUGCAGAGGAUUAACCAGCGGGAGGCAUAUCAGAUUGCUAUGGCGAAGGGGGAUCCUGGGUUGAUUCCGUUGGUUAGUGCUGAGAAGCCUCGGUCGAUUCGGCUUUAA